Molecule: messenger RNA, 1397 nt
Organism: Candidula unifasciata
Lineage: Eukaryota; Metazoa; Mollusca; Gastropoda; Stylommatophora; Geomitridae
Source: the annotation of a GenBank genome assembly
GGAAACUAGAUGAAAAGUGGAGCAACGAACAAACAAAGUGCAAAGAGUUAGCUACAGGAUUAGCAAAUGUAACUUUGAAGUCAAAGAGUAACCAAGGGACAAUAUCUAUGGGAUGCCAAUUAUCAUCAGAUAGAGUCUUGGAAACAGAUUUAGCAGUCUGCAUGUCUUCAGAAAGCAGGCAAUGUGAAAACAAGAACAACGAGCAGCUCGUGACAGAAGAUAACAGUGGAUCUACCAAUCAGCAUUUUUGGGAAGGCUUGAAAUUGAAAAAUGGAAAGCCAUAUUGUGAUAUUUGUCGCACUUCGCUAACAUCAGAAAAAGCAGCAGAAGAUCACUUAAAAGGUAAGCCGCAUCAGAAGAAACUCAAGGAAGUAAUGGAGGCAAUUCCUGUCAGCCAAGAAUGGUCCAAGCCUAAUAUAACAACUGCUGCCAUUUCUCAAGCAGCAUCUGUCAAUGUCAAAUCAACACCUCCAUGUUUUCAGCCAAACCCUGUUAGUGAUAAAAUAGAAGUGUCUUCUCAACCGACAUUUGACCACAAAGUGAUUUCAGAAAAAAGGAGGCCAGGUCAUUGUAGAGGUGAAGGGAACACAAAAAAGCGCUUAACAGAAGGUCAGAGUGUCACAGCAAACACUUCCUGUUGGGGUGGCUUGAAAAUGAAAAAUGGAAAGCAAUAUUGUGAUCUGUGUGAAGCUGUUCUAACCUCACAAGCUGUGGCUGAUGCUCAUUGUAAAGGCAAGCAACAUGAGAAGAAACUAAAUAAGGCAUUUCCGACAGGCCAAAGUGCAUUUGAGACUAGGUCUGCUCCAGUUAGUGAACUUCCAGCCAGUUCUGGCAUUAGCGGAAUGCCCACUAGUUUGGGGCUGUCUAGUGGUUGUGAAACAGCAGUAUCUACUACACCAAUGUUGUUUGGAAAUAUUAAAACAACUUCUUACAAUGACAAAAAGAUAUUAAAUUCAGUCAUCAGUGAAGCAUCAACCACAAGUUCCGUUAUAACUCCUGACCGAAGCCAUGCCACUACAGCCAGUCUGAAACAAACUUCUGUGAGAGAUGAAGAUUACAUUGUAGAUAACAAUGGAAUGCUGGAGUGUAAACUCUGUAGGACGCCAGUUACAUCAGGGGUCAAUGCUGCUCAGCAUUUACAAGGUGGCAAGCACAAGAAGAAACUUGAAGCUCUCAGGGUACGGGAUGUUUGUCUCGAAGAUGCUCCAGAGCUGGGACCUCAUGGAGAAAUAAUAAUUCUGGCAGAAGAUGGUACGGGAAAGUGCUUUGUUUGCAGUGCUCCAAUAAACUCACGGGAAUCUGCUAAACAACAUAUGGAAGGAAGGAAGCAUAUCAACCAGUGUAAGAGGUAUGGGCUACCUGCAGAUGAAUGGGAUUUUGUCUCUUCUGUGUGCUGA